Molecule: messenger RNA, 930 nt
Organism: Ogataea haglerorum
Lineage: Eukaryota; Fungi; Ascomycota; Pichiomycetes; Pichiales; Pichiaceae
Exons: 2
Coding region: 1-930 (309 amino acids)
Cellular component (GO): mitochondrion
Source: RefSeq, a predicted model, not a curated record
AUGUCUGAGACAAGUGAUAAUGCAAACAGACCUGCGUCCGACGAGCCGGUCUCCAGUGAAUCAAGUCUACGUGUGGGCAUGAACGACGCACCCAAAGCCCAGCUGUCUGUGAGCGAGAUUACACAGAAAUUGAGCUCCGAACUGAACGGCGCGCUGGACGAACUGGCAAAAAUAGAUAAGGCUCUCAACAGAACAUACGACAGCAUCGAACACAAGAUCGGCCAACUAGCCAAACACACGAAGGUCAUCUCCAAUCCAGGCUUCAACUCGGUAGAGUCGUACCUUAGCUACGCGCAGGUCGCGGGAACGUCUCCGAAAUCAACGGUGUUCAGGGGAUCUUUGUACGAAAUCUCAUUUGCAGAGUUCCUUGUUGAUCACUUGAAUCUGAGACGAAUGGUACUCCAAGGAGGUGCGAACGAUAAAGGUAUCGAUAUGCAAGCCACCUGGAACCUGAAGCAACUGAAACGGGUACCUGAGAACCCUGCAGAUGUCUUCUUGGGCCCAGCUCUCAAGCACGUCGUUCCCUUUGUCGAACAAAAACAGAAUGAUGCCUUCAAGGUGCAUCUGUACGUGCAAUGCAAAUGCUGGAAGCGAAGCAAAAUGGACGCUAAAAUGGUUCGCGAGCUCACAGGUACAUUUGCAGACUUCUUCGCUAGAGAAAAGUUACAAAAUAGGGCGCUGGUCAUGUUUGUCACUCCUACAGGUGCCACAAAAGUCGGGUUCGCAGAUUUCGACUCAAGCGUGGUUCCCAUGAUAUUCGUCAAGUUCAGCGUACCGGAGCUCAAGUCCCCAGGUUUGGACCCAUACAAGGCCGAAAAUUACAUCAAAGGCAGAGCCGAAAGCUUCUACUGCAACCCGAUAGCACAAGCACUGUUAUCCGGACUCGACUGGAAGGCAUUUGCAAAUACAAUUGUACGCAAUCAAAAAUAA